Messenger RNA from Gloeophyllum trabeum ATCC 11539, 660 nucleotides. RefSeq lists its product as uncharacterized. Gene Ontology annotation, biological process: vacuolar proton-transporting V-type ATPase complex assembly. The coding region runs from base 51 to 335 and encodes 94 amino acids. The transcript has 4 exons. NCBI's taxonomy places the organism in Eukaryota, Fungi, Basidiomycota, Agaricomycetes, Gloeophyllales, Gloeophyllaceae. The record is from RefSeq and is a predicted model, not a curated record.
GAUACUUCCUCGAGCUCGCCCUUCCCCUUACGUCGAUCGCGCAAUCACCAAUGAGCGAACAAGCUAAACCUGCAAAUAUAACAGACCAGGCAGCCAAAGGUGGUGUCCUCACUAAGCUGAUCCUGUUCAGUCUUUCCCUGGGUAUCAUCCCUAUUUCAUCGUAUUUUCUCUCUGAAAGAUACGUUUGGAAUGGAAACUCUAAUUACGCUGCAAUCACGGCCGUCUUCGCGGCCAACGUCGUUCUAGUGACAUAUAUUAUCCUCUCCAUACUGGAAGACAAGUCUCCCGCGUCAGUCCCUCCGGAUGUACCAAAGGACACGAAGAAGAAGCAAUGAGGUUGCGCACGUAGGCGUCCUGUUCCACCUUGACGAAUCUUGAUAUCCGGUGAUAUGUUGCUACAGGCUAUUGUGAUAUCACAGGCGGUAAUUUAUAGUACCACGAACGAGGGCGCGCCAUCUAGACCGCCACUCCCCAUCGUAUGCUCCCACAUUCCGACACUGACAACAUACUCAUCCGUCUCCGCUCCUUCACUGACUCAUGGGUGGCAAGCACGAGCUCCAUCAUAUGAUUGGCCUCAGUCGCAGCCAGGACUUCUGUUCGAUAUGGGAAAGAGCCGGAGCGUGGUGACGGCGUAUUAGGCGCGGAGUCGGUCGACGUCGA